Messenger RNA from Cylicostephanus goldi, 518 nucleotides. The record is from the annotation of a GenBank genome assembly. NCBI's taxonomy places the organism in Eukaryota, Metazoa, Nematoda, Chromadorea, Rhabditida, Strongylidae.
AUGGUGUUGAUCUCGGCUAGCAUAGUUUCCAAGUCGGGCAAAGCCCUUGUCACACGAGUAUUCGUGUCGGAUAUGACACGUGCCCGCAUGGAAGGACUCCUCGAUGCUUUUCCUAAGCUUAUUGGUAACGAUAAGGACUCAGUUUUGCUUCAGAGUCAUCCAAAGCAGCUAUUUUCUGUUGCUGCUUUCGGGAUGGUUAUGGGAUGUGCGGUCUUAUACGGAAAAUUCUAUGUAUCAACACUUGUCGGAAGUAGUGCGAUUUCAGCACAACGCCAGCACACUUUCAUCGAAACUGACAGCGUACGCUAUGUCUACCAUCCUCUGGACAAUCUUUACAUGGUUUUGAUUACUACGAAAACAUCAAACAUACUUGAGGAUCUUGAAACUCUCAGACUUUUUUCGCGUGUGAUUCCCGAAUACUGUCGGUCAAACGAUGAAAAGGAGAUUCUGGCGCACGACUUUGAUUUGAUCUUUGCAUUCGAUGAAGUUGUCACUCUUGGAUACAGGUGUGUCUAAAC